GAGGAGGAGAAGGAGGAGGAGAAGCCAAAGGAAGAGGUGAAGGAAGAGGAGAAGAAGGAGGAAGAAGAGAAGAAGAGGAGCCACAAGAGGAGGUGAAGAAAGAAGAGGAGGCGGAGGAGAAGAAGGAAGAGGAGGAGGGGGUGGAGAAGAUGGAAGAAGAAGAGAAGAAGGAAGAGAAGAUGGAGGAUGAGGAAGAAGGCAGCGAGACCCAGCCCACCACCACCGACACCACCACCACCGACACCACCACCACCACCACCACAGACCCUACCACAGAAGGAGCCACAGAAAACACGCAAGAGGAAGAAAAAGAAGAAGAAAAACCUGCGGAGACUCAAGAGGAAGGCCAGGAAGCAACACAAACAAACACAAGCGGCGAAACACAGGAACAAACACCAGAGAUACCAAACGAGGGGAACGACGUAAAUACAGACACACAGACAGACACAGACGCACCCACAAACGCACACACGAACGUCCCGCAGAUCAUCGCAGCAGCAGAAGGGGGGAUAGUGGCCACAGUAACACUCCCACAAGCCGAACCAAACGCAGAUGACAAAACGGAGAAAGGGACUGAAAUAAAAGCAGAGAAAACGGAGAAGCGUAAAAAACCGGCGAAGAAAAUUGAAGUGGAGGAAUUUUACGUCAAAUAUCGGUCGUUUUCUUACCUCCACGCGGAAUGGAGGACGGAAGAGGAGCUGUUUAAGGGUGACAAGCGGAUAGCAGGGAAGAUUAAGAGGUUCAAGCAGAAGAGAGCAACCACACAGAAUAUGCUGGAGUUUCUGGAGGAGGAGGCGUUCAACCCAGACUACACAGAGGUGGAUCGCAUUCUGGACGUGACAGAAACAGUGGAACCGUCCACCAUGAAGGCCAUCAAACACUACCUGGUCAAGUGGAAGGCCCUGGCGUAUGAGGACUCCACCUGGGAACUGGAAGAUGAUGUGGAUCCUCUCAAGAUACAAGCCUUCCUGACAUACAAGGACCCACCCCCAAAGAACGAAUGGAAGCCCAAGAAGAGACCCAAACCCAGUGAGUGGAAGAAGCUGGACUCUUCGCCACAGUACAAGAACAACAAUUCACUGAGAGAGUACCAGCUGGAGGGUCUCAACUGGCUCAAUUUCUCCUACUACAACUCCCGUAACUGCAUUCUGGCAGAUGAGAUGGGGCUGGGCAAGACCAUUCAGUCCCUCACGUUUGUGGACUCCUGCUUUAAGUACGGCAUUCGUGGACCGUUCCUCAUCAUCGCCCCGCUCUCCACUAUUCCUAACUGGCAGAGGGAGUUUGAGGGCUGGACCGACCUUAAUAUUAUCGUCUAUCAUGGAUCCCACGCCAGUCGCAACAUGAUCCUUGAGUAUGAGAUGUAUUACAAGGACGACAAGGGCCAGCGCAUCCCCAACCUAUACAAGUUCAACGUUCUCAUCACCACCUUUGAAGUGAUCAUCUCCGACUGCCUGGAGCUCAAGGAGAUACACUGGCGCUGCUGCAUUAUUGACGAGGCGCACAGGUUGAAGAACAGGAACUGCAAACUCCUGGAGGGUCUGCGUCUGAUGUUCAUGGAGCACCGUGUUCUACUGUCCGGCACACCACUGCAGAACAACGUGACUGAGCUGUUCUCCCUACUCAACUUCCUGGAGCCCACACAGUUCUCUUGCCAGGACACCUUUCUGCAGGAGUUUGGCAAGCUGGAGACAGAGGACCAGGUGACCAAGCUACAGGCAUUGUUGAAGCCAAUGAUGCUGAGGAGGAUGAAGGAAGAUGUGGAGAAGAGUUUAGCACCAAAGGAGGAGACUAUCAUUGAGGUGGAGCUGACAAACAUCCAGAAGAAGUAUUACCGAGCGAUUCUUGAGCGGAACUUUGACUUCCUGGUGAAGGGAGCCACGUACGCCAACAUUCCCAGCCUUAUGAACACCAUGAUGGAACUCAGGAAAUGCUGUCUGCACCCUUACCUCCUCAAUGGCGCAGAGGAUGCCAUACAGCAGGACUAUCGUGACUCCAACCCCGCCAAUGCCUCAGACCCAGACACUUACUACAAUGCCCUCAUCAACUCCUCCGGCAAGAUGGUGCUGGUGGACAAACUCCUGCCCAAGCUGAAGGAUAAUGGCCACCGUGUCCUGAUCUUCUCACAAAUGGUCAAGCUGUUGGAUAUCCUGGAGGACUAUCUUAUCUUUAGAAAAUACCCCUAUGAGCGGCUGGACGGCAGGAUACGUGGGAACAUGCGGCAGGCGGCAAUCGACCGUUUCUGCAAGCCUGACUCUGAUCGGUUUGUGUUCCUGCUGUGUACCAAAGCUGGCGGUCUGGGCAUCAACCUCACAGCCGCGGACACUGUCAUCAUUUACGACAGCGACUGGAACCCACAGAACGACUUGCAGGCCCAAGCUCGCUGCCACAGGAUUGGUCAGUCGAAGAGCGUCAAAAUCUACCGUCUAGUCUGCAGGAACACAUACGAGAGGGAGAUGUUUGAUAAGGCGUCCAGGAAAUUGGGUUUGGAUAAGGCCGUUCUGCAGUCCAUGAACACUGACCAGGGGAAGCACGCAGCUGGUGGUAACUCCCUAGGGCUGUCCAAGGCUGAUAUUGAAGAGCUGUUGAAGAAAGGCGCGUACGGAGCUUUAAUGGAGGAAGAUGGCAACGGAUUCGACGAUUUCUGCGAGGAGGACAUCAAUCAGAUCCUCUCAAGACGCACCACCGUUAUCCAGCAUGAGAGUGAAAAGGGCUCCUCGUUUUCAAAGGCCUCGUUCUCCGCCUCCAAUAACAGAUCGGACAUUGAGAUCGAUGACCCUGAUUUUUGGAAGAAGUGGGCGAAGAAGGCGGAGAUUGAUACAGAGGUUGCCGAGAAGAUGAGAAAGAAAACCCUGAUCGUAGAGGAACCAAGGCGCCGCUCUCAGAUAAGACGCUAUGGCCACGACGACACUGUGCUGGACUGCAGUGACCUGGAAACCUCAGCAAGCGACACAGACAAGGAGAGAGAAGGAGAGACAGAGACCAUGCAUGAACCAGGUGGAAGGAACAAGGCCAACCGUGGAAGAGGGAGAAAUCGCGGUGGACGAGGACGUGGUAGGGGUAACCGGAACACAAGGGCCUCACGAACCACACCAGAAGAGGAGACGGUGAAGAAGGACAUGGUUAAGUAUGGACAAUGGAUGCGUUGUGAGUGCUUUAAAGUGGAGAAGGGGCUACUGGUGUAUGGAUGGGGCAGGUGGAAGGAGAUAUUAGCGCAUGGGGACUUCAGACCAGCGUGGAAGGAAGCGGAUAUCCAAGACUGUGCGCGGAUGAUCCUUCUCUUCUGCAUACGAUAUUACCGUGGCGACGACAAAAUCAAAGGCUUUAUUUUCGACCUCAUAGCCCCGACGUCCGACGGCAAAACACGCAUCCAUCCAAACCACAUCGGGUUAUCCGCCCCAGUGCCGCGCGGAAGGAAGGGGAAGAAGAAGAUCCGCGAGGCUAAACUAGUAGCAACACACAUGGAAGGCGCAGACUGGGCGAAGGAGGAGAAGUUUGACACAGAUAUAUACUUGGACCAGGGAUACUCUCGGCACUUGACUAGGCACUCCAACAAGGUGCUGCUGAGAGUGCGCCUCCUCUUCUACAUCAAACAGGAGAUCAUUGGGGAGAACUGCAGGCUGAUUGACGAAGGGACCCGCUACACUGAUGUCAGCAUGGCACCGCCCCCUACUGAGCUGCCGCCUAAGCCCUGGUGGGACGCUGAUGCUGACCGCUGUCUGCUCAUUGGGGUGUACAAACAUGGCUACGAACGCUACAAUGUGAUGCGAAAUGACCCUGCGCUGUGUUUCCUGGAGCGCUGUGGACCUCCCGACAAGGCUGCACUGGUGGCUGAGAUGAAUACAACUGUGAACGAGGAGGAGCUUGAAAAAGAUGACAAAGAUGAAGAAAAAGACGAUGAGGAUUCCAACCAGACACCGCUUCCAUCCAGUCCAGCCGUCUCCACAUCCACCUCCAAAUCUGACGACGACAAGAUGGAUGAAAAGGAAGAGAAGUCCGCUGGUAAUGGCAAUGGUGCUGGAACGGAUAAGAGGCAGCACUUCCCCACCACUUCGGAUAUUAAUGGGAGGUUGAGGAGACUUGUGACCUCAUACCAGCGGAACAACAGGAAGAACGACAUGAGGAAUGAAGCUAAAGUCAGGGGUUACGACCACUACCUGGCAGACAAACUGAUGCGUCGUGAGCGGAUGGCGGAGUAUAUAAGGGAACGAGAGCUGCGGAAAACGGACUACAACCAGAGGAGGUGGAGUAACAGGGAGCAGGCGGAGUUCUACAGGACCAUUUCUACCUUUGGAGUGGAGUACAUCAGGAAAGAGAAGAGGUACGACUGGUCCAAGUUCCGAACCCUCUCAAGACUGGACAAGAAGUACGAUGAGACACUGACAGAGUAUUUCCGCGCCUUCAUGGCCAUGUGCAAGAGGCAGUGUGGCAUCCGACUCUCUGAUGAUGAGAAUGAGAAAAUGAUAGAGAUUGGAGUGGACCGUCUGCCAGAGGAGCGCGCUAGACGGGUACUGGAGCGGGUGGACCUUCUCAACCGCCUGCGCAACGACAUCAUCCCUCACCCUGGCUUGAAGGACGCCUUGAAGCUGGCCCUCCCUUCCAAGGACAUGCCAGACUGGUGGAUCCCUGGGAAACACGACCACGAUCUUCUCAAGGGUGUCGGCAGACAUGGCUUGGGGAGAACAGAUUACUACAUCUUAUACGACCCGGAGCUUAAUUUCCGAGAGAUAAUACGACGUCACACUGCAGGAGAACCACUGAUAACGGAGAAGGAGAAGGCAGAGAUACAGAGGAAAUAUUAUCAGAAGAAAGGGAAAGGUGGUGGUGAUGAUGAAAUAGAAGAAGUGAAGAUUGUGAAGGAGGAAGAGGAGGAUGAUGAUGAUGUAAUAGAACUGAAAGAUGAUGUAGAUGAUAAGGAAAUAGUGAAGAAGGAGGUAAAAGAGGAGAUAGAGAAGGAGAAGAUGGAUGGGGAUGAAGAGGAGAAGAGAGAGGAAGUAACAGAUGUAGUAAAGAAGGAAGAGAAGGAAGACGAAGAGGAGGAGAAGGAGGUGAAAGAGGAAAAGAAGAUCAAUGUACAAGAAGUGGAAAAGAAGGAAGAGAAGAUGAAGGAGGAAGAGGAGGAGGAGGAGGAGGAGGAGGAGGGAGAGAAGAAACCAAAUAAAGAAGACAUCAAGAUGAACUCAGAAGAAGAUGCCAAAGAAAUGAAGGAAGAGAAGGAGGAAGAGAAAGAAAAGAUAGAAAUAAAAGAAGAGCAAGAAAUAAAGAAGGAAAUGAAGGAAGAGGUAAAGGAAGAAAGUGUGAAAAUGGAAGGAGUAGAAGAGGAAGAGGAGGAGGAAGAGGAAGAGGAAGAGGAGCUGAUCGAAAUGCCAGUUGCAACUAUAUUGGAAGAGGAAGAUGAUGAAGAGGAAGAAGAGGAGAUGGAAGCACAAACAAAGGAAGAGGAAUUGAGUAAAGCAAGUGUAGAAGGUGAAGAUAAAGAAGAGAAGGAGAAAGAAGAGGAGAGCAGGGAGGAGAAAGAGGAAAUGGAAGGAGAGACAAAUGAGGAGAGUAAAGUAAAGGAGAAGGAGGAGCAAAGUGAGAACAAGGAACAAGAAACAAAGAAAGACGAGGAGGAGGAGGAGGAUGACGACGACGAGGAAGAGGAAGAAGAGGAGGAGGAGGAGAAGAUGGAGACUGACACAGAGAAGAAGGAUGGGGCAGAGGAGGAUGAGAAGGAGGGUGGCAAGGAGGAGGAGGAGGAGGAGGAGGGUAAGGAGAAGCAGCCCCUGGAGAAGAUGAAGGCAGCCAUGAAGGAGAAGAGGGAGGGAGGGAAGGAGGAGGGCAAGAAGGGUGAUGGGAAGAAGGGUUCUGCCCUGCUCAGCCUGCAGCAGAUGGAUGAGGCCAUGGCCAAGUGCGGCAGCAACCUCACCUACGAUAGCCUGGUGUCCUCAGAGCCCACCGUGGCCCAGCUGCUGGCCCAGAGCGCGGCCAACCCCAUCCGCUGGCCCAAAGACCGGCUGCUGCAGGCGCGCAUCGAGCACCUCAUGUACGCCGUGGAGCACCGUAAGUGGCCCGUUGGUAUCCACUUCCAGACCUCAGACCAGGACACCAAGACCUCCGGCAGCGGCAGUGGUGGUCACCGUGGCGACGGCCCUGAGGUGUUGGACGUGGAGCGGCGCAAGCAGCAGCGGCAGAUGGAGGUGGCGGAGGCGGAGCGUCAGCGGCUGCAGGCGCUGCUCCACCCCAACCUGCACCACACACUGGGCCUCACCAAGAACUCCGCCUCAGCCGCCGCCAGCCUGGGUCUGCCCGCCUCCUUCACCUCCGCCAGCCUGCGCUCCCUCAUGGAGGCGGAGACAGAGCGCACCAAGACCAAGCAGCAGCAGCAGCAACAGCAGCAGCAGCAGCGGGACCAGCACAGGGACCAGCAGCGAGACCAGCAGCAGCAGCAGACAGACUCCCUGCGACAGCUGCAGGCGCUGCAGGGCUCCCUGGACCUGACCAUCAAGCCCGUCAAUCCUGGCCAGAAUGCCAUGGACAUGGCCACCGCCAGCUUCCUGUCUCGCCACAGCCCGGGGCGGCCGCGCCUGGAGGAGCGGCAGCGGCCAGGGGAGAAGCGGCGGCUGGGUGAGGGCAUGGACUCCCGCACCCAGGAGAAGAAGAGACGCAAGCUGGACGAGAUUGUGAUGGGCCUCACCUCCAAGGGCCGCAGCCCCGAGGCUGUGGCCACCAGCAGCACUGCCAGCACCAGCAGUCCGCUGCUGAUGCUGCGUGGGUCAUCAGUGACGCUGCUCAGUGCGCGGGACAAGAGCCAGGUGACGUCGGCACUCAGCACACCCAAGCUGUCCUCCAGCAUCAGCAUCACGCCCACCGUGUCGCGGCGGCCGCUGGACACCCGCAGCGACGACAGUCCUGCCACCUCCCGCUCCGGUGCCAGCACCGCUGGCGACAAGGACACCAAGCCCGGCUUGGUGAAACAGUCAGACCUGCCACCUGGUGUAACGCUGCCGCCAGGCAUUGAGCUGUACCGCCCCACCGACGCCAAGGUGGACAAGUGGCUGGAGCAGCACCAGGGACUCAUGGCAGAUUCAUCGCGCUCCAAGGACGCCACCGCUGCCAAGCGCCGCAAGCUGGACAUCACUGCCAUGGACUGGAGCCAGUUCUCCGGCGAGGAACACGUCAGCGUGGUUCACACUGCCACCGGACAGCGGAUCAGUGGUCAGGAGGCACCACGGCUGAAGCACCUGGCCAAGUGGUUGAUGGAGCACCCGAGCUACGACGUGGAUCCGCAGUGGGCGGAGGUGACCAACGACCGCACUGGUGGCUUCCUGGCCGACCUGCAGAAAAAGAUGGCUGGCGCGGAGCGGGACAAGAAGCACGGGUCGGGUCGCGCCUCUAUCAUCCCUUCUUCGUCCAGCUACCACCACGCCGCCUCCUCUGCCAGCGGCAGCACCUCCUGCGCCGGCACCACCACAUCUACCUCCGCCUCGUCUUACCUGCCGGGCUACCACUCCAAAGGCCUGCCCUUCGAUGCCAAGAGUCUGCUGCAGGGCCUGGACCCAAAACUGCUGGGCUUCGACCCCAAGCUGCUGGCAGGCUUUGACCCAAAGCUGCUGGGCCUGGACCCCAAGCUGUUGCCGCCGCUGGACCCCAAGCUGUUUGCUGCCAUGGGACUGGACCCCAAGUUGCUGGGCCUGGACUCCCUGACAGCCACCACUACCACCACCACCACCUCCAAGCACCGUGAGUCCAAGCACCAUGACAACAAGGAUGCCCGUGCCUCCUCCUCAUCCUCAUCCUCAUCCUCCAGGCCUUCCGAGGGCAAGUCCUCCCUGCAUUCCAUCGACCCUAAACUGCUUGGCUUUGACCCAAAGCUCCUUGCUGGUCUUGACCCCAAGGCCCUGGCCUCCCUAGACCCAAAGUUCCUGGCCAGCCUCACUGGCAUAGACCACAAGACCUUGGCAAGCCUAGACCCCAAGAUGUUGGCCAGCCUUGAUCCUAAAAUGCUGGCCGGACUGGACCCCAAGAUGUUGGCUGGCCUAGAUCCUAAAAUGCUGGCUGGCCUUGACCCCAAGAUGCUGGCUGGUCUAGACCCCAAGAUGCUAACUGGCCUGGAUGCCAAGAUGCUGGCUGGCCUAGACCCAAAGAUGUUAGCUGGACUGGACCCCAAGUUCCUGGCUGGCCUGGACCCCAAACUGCUGGGUGGUCUGGACCCCAAACUCUUAGGGGGCCUAGAUCCUAAGCUGCUAGGGGGACUGGACCCUAAGUUAUUAGGUGGCUUAGACCCCAAACUGCUGGGUGGACUGGACCCCAAGCUGCUGGGGGGCCUGGACCCCAAGUUACUGGGGGGCUUGGACGCAAAGCUACUAGGGGGCCUGGACCCAAAGCUGUUAGGAGGGCUGGACCCCAAGUUGUUAGGGGGCCUAGACCCCAAGCUGCUGGGUGGGCUGGACCCAAAACUGUUAGGGGGAUUGGAUCCUAAGUUAUUAGGGGGGCUGGACCCCAAGCUGCUAGGGCUAGGGGGCUUGGACCCAAAGUUGCUGGGGAGCCUGGACCCUAAGCUACUGGGUGGCCUGGAUCCCAAACAGUUAGGUGGACUUGACCCAAAGUUGUUAGGUGGACUAGAUCCCAAGCUGCUAGGUGGCCUGGACCCCAAGCUGCUGGCCAGCCUGGACCCCAAGAUGUUUGGGGGGCUGGACCCCAAACUGCUUGGGGGUCUGGACCCUAAGCUGCUGGCCGGCCUGGACCCUAAGAUGCUGGGUGGGCUGGACCCCAAACUGCUGAGCAGCCUGGACCCUAAGAUGCUGGCUGGUCUGGACCCCAAAAUGCUGGCUGCCCUGGACCCGAAGAUGCUGGCCGGGCUGGACCCCAAGCUUCUAGGAGGCCUGGACCCCAAGAUGCUGGGGGCACUGGACCCCAAGAUGUUUGGUGGGCUGGAUCCUAAGCUGCUGGCCUCCAUGGGGGUGGACCCCACCAUGAUGAUGAUGGCCGGCUUUGGGGGGCUGCCGGGCAUGGCUGGCCUGGGCAUGGCCAACCCCCUGCUGGGUGGCCUGGCAGGCUUUGGUCUACCAGGGCUGUCUGGCAUGGGGGACUAUCCCUCCACGUCCAAGAGUAAGGAGCACCGCAGCGUGGCGGCAGCGGUCAGCCAGGCCCAGAGCUUUGGGUUCCCUGGCGUGUUCCCUGGGGCCAGUGCCGCCGGCCUCAUGUACCCCCCGCUGGGCCUGGGCGGCCUGGGCUCCUUCCAGCUGCCCUCCAUGUCCUCAGCGGCCUCCAGCAGCCUGCUCAAUGGCCUGCCCAUCAGCACCAUGUCUGCCUCGACGCAUCAGCUGUCCACCACCACCAGCUCCAGCAGUAAGUGGCGGGAGGAACACCGACGCUCCACAAGAACUAGCGACCACAGAGAUCGCUCCGCCGACCACAGAGACCGAUCCUCCGACCACAGAGACCGAUCCACCGACCACAGAGACCGCUCCGCUGACCACAGAGACCGUGAGGAGCGGGAGGAGGAGCGGGAAGAGCAGCAGCGGGAGCGGUCCUCUUCACGCAAGGAGCGCCUGAAGGAGGCACAGCUGCUGCAGCAGUCCACGGCGGGCCUGUCCCGAGAGGAGCGCCACCUCCUGAAGCAGAUGAAGGCUGAGAGGCUGGCCAGGGAAGUGGAGGCCCUGGGCGGCCAGGACGCCUUCUCCGCCCACCUUGACCUGUCUAUGCCCCGUGGCCAGGCCCAAGCCCAGGCCCAGGCCCAGGCCCAGGCCCAGGCCCAGGCCCAGGACGCAGGCCGGGGGGAGGACAGGGUGCAGGACGCCCCGGAAAACCUCAGCAGGGAGUCAGAGCGGCCCUCAGGCGGCGGCGGUGGUGGUGGUGGUGGUGGUGGUGGUGGUGGUGGUGGCGGUGGUGGAGGUGGCGGUGGCGGCUGCGUCGGCGGCAGCAGCAGUGGUAGCAGUGGCGAGGGCGUGCAGGACCUGAGCACAAAGGAGGUGGAGAACGGUGAACGCAGCGGCACCAACUCUGAGGAUGAGGGCCACGACGACAAGUCUUAGUGCCACGGCAGCCCCGCCCCGCCCUGACCCACCCCCUGCCCACCCCGCCCCUCCGCCACCCUCGCCACUAACGGCACACCCCCAAAGUAUCAACUGGUGUACUUUAAUGUAAAACUGAGACGAUAUUUUAGUUGAAGUGAAUGAAUGACUUCCAUGUAUGCAGCGCCGUGCGUGUGAUCCACAACCACACUCCACCACCCAUCCCCUCAUGACCCCUCCACCUCCACCACCACCUCCACCACCACCACCACCACCACCACCUCCACCUCCACCUCCACCUCCACCCCCACCACCACCACCACCACCACCACACACAUCAGCUCCUCACUUUGACAUAUAACUGUGAUAAUGACCUCAUUAUUUAUUCCAUAUUUUGUGCGAAAAAAGAGAUAAUAAUAAUUUAAAAAAACAAACAUAAUUCUGGAAACGGGAACGCAUCUUUCCACUUUUCCGUACUGCCGCAAGCAAGCAAACAAAACAGACAGAACCGGUCCGCCCCGAGCCCCGCCACCACCACCACCCUGUCAGCAAGGGAUGGGACAUGGACCCUGGACCCUGCACCCCUGACCCUCCCCUUCCCCCGUGUGUCUGUCUCUGUGGGCCUCCGUUAAGUGCAUCCUAGGAGUUGCUGCUUCGUAACACACACACAUACAUACACACACACACACACUGAACCUCUCAAGAAGUGCUUUAGGUUUCAAGUACAAGAGUGUUAGGGAUCUCUGCUUUGAUCAAGAAGCGAUGGAUCUAGACUACUGGAAUCCCCAUGUCUGUGUAUAUAUUAUUAUUAAGAGACAGAAAUACUAUUAUGUAAGCAGACUUUUGUAAAAGCUAAAUGUAAACUAAAGUUCACUAAUAUUAAAAGGGAACUUGGUGA
Molecule: messenger RNA, 10890 nt
Organism: Portunus trituberculatus (swimming crab)
Lineage: Eukaryota; Metazoa; Arthropoda; Malacostraca; Decapoda; Portunidae
Product: chromodomain-helicase-DNA-binding protein 7-like
Exons: 19
Coding region: 150-10013 (3287 amino acids)
Molecular function (GO): ATP binding; ATP-dependent chromatin remodeler activity; protein binding
Source: RefSeq, a predicted model, not a curated record